Molecule: messenger RNA, 2596 nt
Organism: Elaeis guineensis (African oil palm)
Lineage: Eukaryota; Viridiplantae; Streptophyta; Magnoliopsida; Arecales; Arecaceae
Product: probable inactive receptor kinase At5g58300
Biological process (GO): protein phosphorylation
Molecular function (GO): protein kinase activity; ATP binding; protein binding
Source: RefSeq, a predicted model, not a curated record
GUCGAAGCCAAAAGCGCGAGAUCUCUCCCUCUCCCUCUCCCUCUCCCGUCUUGAAUCCUCGAAGGGCCUUAAAAUCGGCGUUCAUUCGGAUGAAUUAACUCCGAUUCCUCGCGGCGCUCUAAGAGCCUCGAGAUUUGGCGGGUGGAGCUCUGGGUGUAAGCUCGGGCCACCGGGAGCCGUCCAGCGGCGGGUUCUUGGAGGAAUGCCUGGGUUCCGGUGAGAAAUUUCUAGAAGGAGAGGAAGCCGUCCAACACUUGAAAUUCCCAUUCAUUUUCUUUGGUUCCAUUUCAGAAAACCAGAAUUUGCAUUCAUUUUUGUUUUUCCAAUUCUGAAAACUGGCAUGGAUUGCCUCAACUGCAGAUGCUUCUCUAUUGCAUCGGUUCCCUUUCUUUUCAUCCUACUGUGCUUUCCCUCUGCAGCAACUGGUGACCUAAAAUCUGAUAAGCAACUUCUCCUUGCAUUUGUUGAUGCGGUCCACCAUGGCCGCAAGCUCAACUGGAAUUCCAACACCUCAGUCUGCUCCUUCUGGGUUGGAGUGACAUGUACAACCGACCAAACUCGUGUCCUUGCCCUCAGGCUACCAGGGGUUGGGCUCUCUGGUCCGAUCCCUGCAAAUACACUUGGCAAGCUUGAUGCCCUCCGAGUCUUGAGCCUCCGAUCUAACCAUCUCAAUGGAAAUCUCCCAUCUGAUGUCAUCUCACUUCCUUCCCUGCAAUAUAUUUACCUUCAGCACAAUAAUUUGUCUGGAUAUAUACCAGCCUCACUUUCUGUUAACCUUAUUUCCCUUGAUCUCUCUUAUAACUCCUUUACAGGAGAAAUUCCCCUGGGAAUUCGAAACCUGUCUCAACUCUCUUUGUUGAAUCUACAAAACAAUUCUCUCUCUGGACCAGUUCCUGACCUCAAACUCCCAAGGCUAAAACAUAUGAAUAUGAGCUACAACCAUCUAAAUGGCUCCAUACCAUUUUCCCUCCAAAAGUUUCCAAAUGACUCAUUCCUGGGAAACCCUCAAUUAUGUGGCCCACCUCUACCUCAGUGCUCUGCAGUUCUUCCUUCACCUUCACCAUUUUCUCCCCAGUUGUCACCCCCACCAGCAUUCCCCCAAAAUCAUAAGAAAAAAUCUGGGAAAAAAAUUAGUACAGGAUUUAUAAUUGCAAUUGUUGCUGGGGUAUUGGCCUUGCUGCUGCUACUUGCAAUGGUUCUAAUUAUAUGCAUUUCGAGGAGGAAAGAUAGAGAAAGUAGUGGAGCAUUGAAAGAGAAGGGCUCCACUGUUGAAAAGCCUAAAGAGCAGUACAGUAGUGGAGUUCAAAUGGCUGAGAAGAAUAAGUUGGUUUUCUUUGAGGGUUGUGCUUAUAACUUUGACUUGGAGGAUCUGCUGAGAGCUUCUGCUGAAGUCCUUGGGAAGGGGAGUUAUGGAACAGCUUAUAAGGCUGUUCUUGAGGAUGGCACAGCAGUGGUGGUGAAAAGGUUGAAGGAGGCGGUGGCGGGGAAGAGAGACUUUGAACAGCAGAUGGAGAUAAUGGAAAGGAUUGGGCAACACCCUAAUCUCGUUCCACUUCGUGCUUAUUACUACUCCAAAGAUGAAAAGCUUCUAGUCUAUGAUUAUAUUCCUACUGGCAGCUUCUCUACCGUCUUGCAUGGAAACAGAGGCACUGAAAGGACUCCACUGGACUGGGACUCCAGAGUGAAAAUCAUACUUGGAACAGCACAUGGCAUUGCACACAUCCAUUCCAAAGGUGGCCCAAAGUUUGUCCAUGGCAACAUCAAAUCCUCCAACAUCCUCCUCAAUCAAGACCGUAACCCCUUUGUCUCUGAUUAUGGCCUCUCUCCUCUUAUGAACCCUCCUGCCAACCUCUCCCGGGUCGUGGUGGGCUACCGUGCACCUGAAACCAUGGAGACCCGAAAGAUCACUCAGAAAUCUGAUGUCUACAGCUUCGGGGUCCUUCUCCUUGAGAUGCUCACUGGAAAAGCUCCACUUCAGUGCCAGGGGCAUGACGAUGUUGCUGAUCUGCCAAGAUGGGUCCAAUCCGUGGUCCGAGAGGAGUGGACUGCUGAAGUUUUUGAUGUGGAGCUGAUGAGGUAUCAGAACAUCGAGGAACAGUUGGUUCAGAUGCUUCAGAUUGCGAUGAGUUGUGUAGCGAGAACUCCAGAACAACGACCAGGAAUGGAGGAGGUGAUAAGGAUGAUUGAGGAGAUUCAGCAGUCUACCUCAAAGAGCGGGCCAUUCUUAGAGGGCAUGACCGAGGACUCCACCGUGCAAACAUCGUGAGGGGUGAGUAAGAUGGCAUUGCUUCUGGAUAUCAUUUUUAGAUAACUGACUUGAAUCAGUCAGAGAGUUAUGCAAGGAUGCUUAAGUUUAUGCAUGCUGGGCUUUUCACAAAGAGUGCGCAGAGCCUUUAACGUGUUUCAUUUGGCAUCAGGCUCAGUAGUUGUGUGACGACUUUUAAUUCUUACAUAAUUCGAUUGGUAGUUUUUAUUUCUUGUAUCCAAGGAUGACGUUUCUGGUAGUUUUAUCAAGAGACAGGAGUGCAUGGAUAACAUUUAGAUGACAGCUGCUUUCAGAAAUGUCUGCGGUAUCAAACAAUUUGGGCAGGUUUAA